AGCGAGCUAUUCCAAAGGACUCUGAAAAAUUACCUAAAAAAAAAAAACAUUGACCUACACAUAUUUAAUCCUUCCGCUGAUUGUUAUCAAUGUUCUCUCCUUCACAUUCUUCCAUCUCUUCGAAAGUCGCUUCUCCGCCACCACACUACAGUGAUAUAUCCUAUCCUCUUACCCCAGAGGACAUUCAGUUUGAUUUUCAGCUUUCUGAUGACGAGAUCGAGAAAUCUGAUCACGAUACAGACCCACCACCAGGAAUGAGCGAACAUGAUAUGGUUUAUUUUGCCAUUCACCGACCGCUUCGUAUCAGUGCAAGUAAUCCACAGUACAUACAGAAUCUCGAAUUAGACACCGUUUGUUACGCAAUCGACGAUUCCACAGAAGGCGACGCAUCCACAUCAAUAGCAUCUACGUCCAACAAAAGUACCAUGCAAUUCACAGGGGCUGAAUUACCUGACAUGAUGAAUAGAUAUCCAAACGCAAUAUUUUAUAUUCUUCAACACCCGACUUGGGCUGAACCUGAACAACUGCAAGAUCUUUUCAAUCAGUACCCUGAUUCCGUAGUAUACUAUGUCCCUAGGCCAAGCUAUCUACCUCGGGUAGAACCCAGUGCACAAUCAGACGAUGUCAAACACUAUGAUUGAACUAGACCGACGAGGUUAUGACCUCACACCUUUUUGCAUAUACCCGUGUUUUUGAUUUUAAUUGCCAGCUGUAUAUAACUGCCAUAUAUUAUUUACCAACAGAGAAUCAUUUUGAAACCUCCAUACAAAUGUAAUAAAAACGAUUUGAGCCAUUCAAAAAAAGUC
Molecule: messenger RNA, 806 nt
Organism: Umbelopsis ramanniana AG
Lineage: Eukaryota; Fungi; Mucoromycota; Umbelopsidomycetes; Umbelopsidales; Umbelopsidaceae
Exons: 2
Coding region: 90-641 (183 amino acids)
Source: RefSeq, a predicted model, not a curated record